Cladocopium goreaui is the source of this 603-nucleotide messenger RNA. The record is from the annotation of a GenBank genome assembly. Lineage: Eukaryota; Dinophyceae; Suessiales; Symbiodiniaceae.
AUGGGUCUCUACGAACAGGAAGGCGCCGUUGCGGCCAUCGCGCGCUCGCGCACCGCCUUGGCCACGGGGAAGAUGCGGCUGGCGCUGGCGGGGGCGGAGUCCCGUGACGUCAGGAAGCUGCUGAGCUCGCCGCGGCAGGGCCACGAGUUGUGGCGCCUCAUCAUCGCUAUGGCCUGGAGCUUCACAUGGUAUGGCAUACCCGAUCUGACCAGCGGCAUGGAACAGGGCCUGAAUGGCUUGUGCUAUCGCAACGAUGAGGAGCGCCAGAAGUUGCACGACGACAUGGUGGCGCAGGGGAUUGAAGGCGAUGUGGUGCACAGCAUCUUGGCGAAUUGCGACUAUGAGGCCUUGGGCGAUCAGACGGACAGCGGCUUUUGGCACCAGGACUCCUUCCUGGGCGGCCCCAUGCGCCUGGGCGCAGCCGUGGGGGCGGUGAAUCGCGAGGUGGGCAUCAUGAACCACCUGAUGGGUGCGGGUGGGCCGCACUGGUGCGAAGAUCCGGUGGUGGAUCGUGAGAACCAGGCCUUCAACACAGCCAGAGCAUUGAUCCGCAGCUCGAACUUCCACGGGGUGUUGGAAGGAUUUCCUUUCCGGGAAGGAUAG